GUCCUCAGUCAGCCAUCAUGGUCCCACUUGCACACCGAGAAAGGUGACUUGCUGGUGGUGGAGCUGUGCCAGAACCACGUCCGGACCCUGAGGGUGACCCUCCUGGGUGAUGGGAACCACAGCCCCAAAGUGAUAUACGAGAUCUUCAUCAUGCCAGAGGACAUCAAGCAGGGCGAGGGGGAAGCGCUCUUUGACUUCAUUGCGCAAUGCGUGCGCAACUUCUUGACUGACACCAGCAGCUCCCAGCAGCGCCUGCCCUUGGCCUUUGUCUUCCCCUUCACCUGCAGGCAGACACAGCUGAACAAGGCAGUGCUGCUGACCUGGACCAGAGGCUUCAGUGCCUCGGGCUGUGUGGGGCAGGACGUGGUCCAGCUGCUGCGGGACGCUGCCCAGCGCAAGCACCACUUAGGUCUGGAUGUGGUGACCUUGGUUAAUGACAUGGUGGGAACCAUGAUGUCCUGUGGCUGUGAUUACCCCAAAUGUCAAAUUGGCCUCAUCGUGGGGACAGGGACCAAUGCCUGGUACAUGGAGGAGAUGAAGAAUGUGGGCACUGUGGAGGGCGAGGAGGGCCACAUGUGCAUCAACACGGCGUGGGGGGCCUUCGGGGACAACGGCUGCCGGGACGACAUCUUCACCAACUUCGACCGUCUGGUGGAUGAGAAAACAGUCAACCCUGGCAGGCAGAGGUUUGAGAAGCUUAUCAGUGGCAUGUACCUGGGCGAGAUCGUGUGCCACAUCCUCCUGGCACUGGUGGAGAAACAGGUCCUGUUCUGCGGCAAGCCCUGCCCCAAGCUCCAGACCAGGAACAUCUUCCAGACCAAGUUCCUGUCCGCCAUUGAGAUCGAUGGGCUGGCCCUGCAGCAGGUCCAGACCAUCCUGCGGGACCUGAGGCUCCAGGCCAGCUUCGGGGAGAGCUUGCUGGUGCGGGAGGGGUGCGAGACACUGUCCUGGUGGCCACUGGCCAUCACCGUGGGGGUGGACGGCCCCUUGCACAAGGUGCAUCUGCACUUCUCCAACAACCUCCAGGUGCCCAACUGCACCAUCACCUUCCUGCUGUCGGAGGAUGGCUCAGGGAAAGGGGCC
Molecule: messenger RNA, 1083 nt
Organism: Mesitornis unicolor (brown roatelo)
Lineage: Eukaryota; Metazoa; Chordata; Aves; Mesitornithiformes; Mesitornithidae
Product: hexokinase-2-like
Biological process (GO): glycolytic process; glucose 6-phosphate metabolic process; intracellular glucose homeostasis
Cellular component (GO): cytosol; mitochondrion
Molecular function (GO): glucokinase activity; mannokinase activity; D-glucose binding
Source: RefSeq, a predicted model, not a curated record